CUCAUUUCCUUUUCCCUAUUAAAAUCCCUUCCCUCCGUUUUCCUUGAACCAAAUAUACCCUAAAGUCCAGAAACCUGGUCACUGCGCGCUCAUUUUGGCGCCAAAUUCCCCUUCGUCCUAAAUAACCCCGAAUCUCUGUAUCUCCUCCAACCCCACCACACAAAAUGCAGCGACAGAAGUCAAUACUGUCAUUCCUCAAGAAGCCCGAACCCUCCAGCGUCGGCAAACCCAUUGCACUCGACGCCGAUGAAGAAAUCAAAGGAAUCGACACUCCAGCGGAGAAGGUACCACGUCGGAUAUUUCCCGACAGCCGCCCUUCGGUCUUCUCCAGCAUCAAACACAAGUUUACUAAACUGGACACCGUUGAGAGUUCGUCAUCUGACACCAGGUCCAGCAUGAAAGAUACUCUCGAUUCAGGGCCGCUCUCAAUGAAAUUUGAUGGAUCAGAAGAUUUUGGCAACCGAUGUUCACUCCCCAAGCAUUUGAGUGAGCAAAAUGCUGAUUGGGACAAAGACUGUACACUGGAAACUGCUAUCCAGGACAAUAUUCUUGGGCCAGAUACACCAGGCAUGCGACCUCUUGUUCCUAGGUUGAAGAGAGUCCAGGAGGAGUAUGUAGAUUUGGAGGACAAAGCUAGUUUUUCUUUACCAGAUUAUAAGAAAAGAGCCAAGCUUCAGCAGGCUCCUGAGAUUUUAAAGGAAAAUCAAGAGGACUCUGAAACUAUUAGCAAGUUUGAAUGGCUCCGUCCAUCUCGAAUCAAAGAUAUCAACGGAAGAAAACCAGGAGACCCUCUUUAUGAUAAAAGGAUGUUAUACAUCCCUCCGGAUGCUUUGAGAAAAAUGUCAGCAUCCCAAAGGCAGUAUUGGGAUGUUAAACGUCAAUAUAUGGAUGUGGUUCUCUUUUUUAAAGUGGGAAAGUUUUAUGAACUCUAUGAACUGGAUGCUGAAAUUGGUCACAAGGAACUUGACUGGAGGAUAACACUAAGUGGUGUGGGGAAGUGUCGUCAGGUUGGUGUAUCUGAGAGUGGGAUUGAUGAUGCUGUUCAGAAGUUGAUCGCUCGUGGGUACAAGGUUGGUCGUAUGGAACAAUUGGAGACAUCAGAACAAGCAAAAUCCAGGGGCUCUUCAUCUGUCAUUCAGAGAAAGUUGAUUCACGUACAUACACCUGCUACCACAUUAGAGGGAAAUAUUGGGCCUGAUGCUGUUCAUCUUCUUGCCAUAAAAGAGGCAAAUGGUUCAAAUGCAUUUGGGUUUGCUUUUGUGGAUUGUGCUGCUUUGAAGUUUUGGGUUGGUUCUAUCAGUGAUGAUGCUUCAUGUGCUUCGUUGGAGGCUUUGCUAAUGCAAGUCUCACCAAAGGAAAUCAUUCAUGAAACCCAAGGGCUGUCUAAAGAUGCGCAAAAGUCCCUUAAGAAAUACGAAUUGACAGGAUCAACUGCAUCCCAGUUAAAUCUAGUUGAUGCUUUCCCUGAAGCCUUGGAAGUUAGAAACACUAUUCAGUCAAAUAAAUACUUCAAUGGGUCGUGUGAUACUUGGUAUGACAUACUUGAUGGUGUUAUGCAUCACGAUCUUGCAUUACCUGCUCUAGGGGGGCUUAUUGGUCAUCUAUCACGGUUGAUGCUAAAUGAUGUCAUUCGCAAUGGAGAUAUCUUAUCUUAUGAAGUCUUCAAAGGUUUCCUUCGAAUGGAUGGUCAGACUCUAGUAAAUCUGGAGAUUUUUAAUAAUAAUGCUGAUGGUGGCCAAUCAGGCUACACUCUGUAUAAUUAUCUCAAUAAUUGCGUGACUUCAUCUGGUAAGCGGCUUUUGAGGAACUGGAUAUGCCAUCCUCUUCAAGAUGUUGAAAAGAUAAAUAGUAGGCUGGAUGUAGUUGAGGGCCUAAUGCAAAAUCCCGAAAUCAUUCUACAAAUUUCCCAAUCGCUUCGUCAGUUACCAGAUCUGGAAAGAUUGCUAGGACGUGUUAAGUCUAGUUUUCAGUCUUCUUCCGUGCUAUUGUUGCCUUCAAUUGGCAACAAAGUAUUGAAACAGCGAGUAAAAGUGUUUGGGUCACUAGUGAGAGGCCUGCGAAACGGGAUACAAAUGCUUAUGGAAUUGCAAAAGCAUGAAAUCAUCACCUCUUUAUUGUCAAAAGUUAUAUCCCUUCCUAUGCUUAGUGGUAAUGAGGGGCUUGAUAUAUCCCUACGACAAUUUGAAGCAGCAGUAGAUAGCGAAUUCCCAGGUCACCAGGACCAUAAUCUUACAGACUCGGAGGCUGAAACCUUCUCAAUCUUGAUGGAGUUGUUUGUCGAGAAGGCGACUCAUUGGUCUCAAAUGAUACAUGCAAUAAGCUGUGUUGAUGUACUUAGAUCCUUUGCUAUUUCUUCAAAUUUUGCUCAUGGGUCAAUGUCCAAACCUGUAAUUAUACCUCAUUCUAAAUCUGGAAACUCAAUUACGGAGUCUGUGUGCCCAAUGCUCCAUAUGAAAGGAGUAUGGCAUCCUUAUGCCCUUGGUGAGAGUGGUGGAUUGCCUGUGCCAAAUGACAUCUGUCUUGGAGGAGAAGGAAAUAGUCAUAUUCCUGGCGCAUUGCUGUUAACCGGGCCAAAUAUGGGUGGGAAAUCGACCCUCUUACGCGCAACUUGUUUAGCUGUAAUACUGGCUCAGCUAGGGUGUUAUGUGCCGUGCGAAAAGUGCACUCUGUCAACCGUGGACAUCAUAUUCACUCGGCUGGGUGCUACGGAUCGGAUCAUGACUGGGGAGAGUACAUUUUUAAUUGAAUGCAAAGAGACGGCAUCAGUUCUGCAAAAUGCUACACAGAGUUCACUCGUUCUGCUCGAUGAAUUGGGUCGCGGAACAAGUACUUUCGACGGAUAUGCUAUAGCAUAUGCUGUAUUCCGUCAUCUUGUUGAGGCUGUCAACUGUCGUUUGUUGUUCGCCACACACUAUCACCCUCUCACGAAAGAGUUUGCUGCCCAUCCUCGUGUAAAACUGCAACAUAUGGCAUACGCUUUUGAUUCGACUUUUAACAACACACCAUCACAACUUGAUCGCAAGUUAGUUUUCCUGUACAAAUUAGCCUCGGGAGCAUGCCCAGAAAGCUACGGUAUGCAGAUAGCACUCAUGGCUCGGAUUCCAGGCCCGGUGAUCGAAGCAGCUUCCGAAGCUGCAAAAGUGAUGAAGGAAAUUGUUAGAGAAAGCUUCAGGUCGAGCGAGCAAAGGGAGAAUUUUUCGACAUUGCAUGAAGAGUGGUUGAAGGCACUUAUAUCUGUUUCAAAGAUGGCUGAGGUUGAUUUUGAUGAUGAUGCCUUUGAUUCCUUGUUUUGUUUGUGGCAUGAGCUGAAGUGAUCUGAAAAGGAAAACUAAGUCUUAUCAUUUCUUAUUAUAUACUCUUUUGAUCUAUUUAUGGUAUUUUGCACUCUUGUAACUUGUAAGUGGUUCUUGUUAGUAAAUCAACAGUCUUGAGUAUUGGGUUGGAACGAAAUUUGAUGUAAUGUAAUGGUGUUUUGUCUUGUGUGUGGGUACGAGCAUCUGCCCUGAUGAUAUCAAUCAAUCUUUGUGCAAAUAAGCUUUUCUUAUCAUUGAGUUGAUCAAACAUUACAAUACAUGCGCAAAUAAGCCUUUCUUGUGAGUAUAUUAAAUAGAAUGCAGCUUUAGUAUAGG
Striga asiatica is the source of this 3629-nucleotide messenger RNA. Lineage: Eukaryota; Viridiplantae; Streptophyta; Magnoliopsida; Lamiales; Orobanchaceae. The record is from the annotation of a GenBank genome assembly.